AUGGCCAUGUUCUUGCCGUCGGCGGUCCCCUGCGAGGGCCGCAAAUACCUGACCCGGUCGCAUUUCGCUAGCGCUCGCGCAUUCUCGCCUACACCACCCCCGUCCGGUGACGGUCUGCUGGGCACCUGUCGCGCCCUGCAGUCGCUCCUCUGCGUCUCGCCUGUCUCCUCCCCACGGCGACCACGGUCCGACCGCCUCCAGAGUCCCCUCCACAUCCAGUCUGCGCCGACCCCACGUCGAUCGCAGAGGGUCGUCAAGCCGCAGCCCAAACCAUCACCACCUCCGCGCGGCGUCAACAAGAGGACCCGUCAGACCUAUGAAGCCGACGAUGGCGACGUAGACAUGCCCGCGAAAGAACAGCGCGAUCGAUUCUCAACCCCGAAGCGGCAGAAGCGCGCGCCAUCCGACCUGCCGCUGGGCCUGGCCAUUGCAGACUUUGAGUCGCUGGAAGAAUCCGUCGCAAGACAAAAGUCCCGUCAAAUCACCCCGCAACCAGACGAACAACCUGACCAGCCGGUCCUUCCGUCCAUCGAGACGCCCGAAGAGGACGAGUCAUCCGAGUGGACGGCCGAGGAUGACCAGAAGCUGGUGGAGAUUGUGCUAGAGAAGCUGAAGCUGUCGAAGCGCGAUUGGGAGGAGUGCGCGCGCCGGAUUGGCAAGGACAACGACAGUGUCGGGAGACGAUGGCGCGCGCUCGUGGGCGAAGGCAAUAUUGGCCUGCGCCGUGGCGGCCGAACGGUCCGGGGGCGCUUAGACGAAUGUUGGCGACUGAAGAAACAGAUCUUGAGAAAGGGAUAUUUCUUUUCCACAGACAGACAGACAGACAGCAGCAAUGGAAAGAAUUUCCUUUCCUUUCCUGAUCAGUCAAUCUAUAUGUGUGUACUGAUUAACGAUGACUAUGAUAAUAACAAUGACGGGCCGUCUCUAUGUCCGUCCGGGAGUCAAUCAUUCAUGAUUCAAUGA
Messenger RNA from Rasamsonia emersonii CBS 393.64, 963 nucleotides. RefSeq lists its product as uncharacterized. The record is from RefSeq and is a predicted model, not a curated record. Lineage: Eukaryota; Fungi; Ascomycota; Eurotiomycetes; Eurotiales; Trichocomaceae. The coding region runs from base 1 to 963 and encodes 320 amino acids. The transcript has 3 exons.